AUGCCGGCCCACACGGUCAUGUCCCUGCUGCUGGCAGCCUUUCUUCUAGUGGAAACCCCGAAGGCCUGGAGCCACCAGGUCUCCCGCCGUGACCUCUUCUCACGAGAGUCCCCCCUGGAUAUGGCACCAGCCUCCUUUGACGAUCAGUAUGCAGGUUGUGCUGCAGCCAUGGAGGCGGCCCUCCCUGACCUCAACCACACUGAGUUCAAUGCAAGCCCAGUCUAUGCUGAGGCCUGGAAAUCAGCAGCUGCCCGUUGGCAGGAGCGCCGGGACUGGGAGCUAAAGGGGACCCCUACCUCCCGACGGCUGCCACCGCCGGGCUUCAGGGACGAACAUGCCGUGGCCCUCCUGGCCUACACUGCCAAUAGCCCCCUGCACCGAGAGUUCAAUGCAGCGGUGAGAGAGGCUGGCAGAUCCCGGGCCUAUUACCUUCGAUAUUUUCCUUUUAAGACACUUCACUUUCUGCUCACAGAGGCCCUGAGACUGCUGGGCUCAGGGCAGCAGCCCAGGUGCCAUCAGGUCUACCGGGGCAUACAUGGGGUCCGCUUCCGGCCUGUGGGGCCAGGGGCCACUGUCCGCCUAGGAGCCUUUGCCUCAGCUUCCCUUAUGGAUGCUGCUGCCCACCAGUUUGGAGAGGACACCUUCUUUGGCAUCUGGACUUGCCAGGGGGUAGUUAUUAAAGGCUAUUCCUUCUUCCCCGGGGAGGAGGAAGUGCUGAUUCCUCCCUAUGAGACUUUCCUUGUGGUCAAUGCCUCGAUGCCGGCUCAAGGCCCGGUCCGCAUCUACCUCAAGGCCCGGGACAAGGCCAGCACCUUUAACUGCGAGUAUAUCAAAGACAAGCAGUGCACUUCAGGACGCUGCAAACAAAAUAAUUCAGCAUCAGUAAUGAGGAUGGAGCCCUUCUCCCCAUCCCAGCAACUCCUGCCUCUGCUCUGGCUCCUCGUGAUGUUGAUAUCUCUUGACCCCCUAAGUCUCCUCUGA
Messenger RNA from Vombatus ursinus (common wombat), 981 nucleotides. RefSeq names its product ADP-ribosyltransferase 1 (gene ART1). The transcript is spliced from 4 exons. Lineage: Eukaryota; Metazoa; Chordata; Mammalia; Diprotodontia; Vombatidae. Bases 1 to 981 code for a protein of 326 amino acids. The record is from RefSeq and is a predicted model, not a curated record. Gene Ontology annotation, molecular function: NAD+ poly-ADP-ribosyltransferase activity; NAD+-protein-arginine ADP-ribosyltransferase activity.